CUUUACGCCUACACACAUCACAUCCAUCACACACGGCUCAUCGCCUCUCUCCCACUUUCCAGAGACAUCAGUUUCCUACAAAAGCGGAUAAAUGUCGACGGCGAGAAUCUCACCGUCGUCCACGGCAACUUCCGCCACCAUCAGACACAUUUCCUUGACCCCUCCUUCCCGCCGCACAUUUCUUAUCACUCUAUUACCCCCGCUGGUAAUUGGUCGACGACAGAGAAAUUACGCUCCAAAAAUCUACUCCAAAGCGUCGGAGCCGCUCGAGGUCUGCGCCAAGGAAUCUGUCACUACCCCCAACAAGCUCGGAGACUGUCCAUUUACGCAAAGGGUUUUGCUUACAUUGGAGGAAAAGAACCUUCCCUAUGACUUGAAGUUGGUUGAUUUUAGGAACAAGCCUGAGUGGUUCUUAAAUCUUAGUCCAGAAGGUAAAGUUCCGCUGAUAAAGCUUGAUGAGAAGUGGACUCCAGACUCCGAUGUUAUAACUCAGGCAUUGGAAGAAAAGUUCCCUGAACCUUCUCUUGCUACACCUCCUGAGAAAGCUGCAGUUGGUUCAAAGAUCUUCUCCACGUUUAUUGGAUUUCUUAAAAGCAAAGACACAAGUGAUGGAACAGAGCAGGCAUUACUCGACCAGCUGACUGAUUUCAAUAGUUACCUUGAAAAAAAUGGCCCAUUUAUUAAUGGGGAGGUGAUAUCUGCUGCGGAUUUGUCUCUUGCUCCUAAGCUUUAUCAUCUAGAAAUUGCUUUGGGACACUAUAAGAAGUGGUCCAUUCCAGACUCACUCACCUACGUUAAGUCAUACAUGAAGACUAUAUUCUCGAGGGAGUCGUUCAUUAACACUAGAGCUCUAGUAGAAGAUGUGAUUGAGGGUUGGCGACCAAAAGUUGAAGGCUGAUUUAUCUUCUUCCGGCCGUGUUGAUGUUGAAAUUGAAAUUAUUUUGAUGUAUUAGUUUAUAUAUUAUGUAAAAAAAUAAAAUAGUUUCUAGGAAUGCAGUUCAUGGAACAAUUCACAUAUCGCCAACAGUGUAUUGCUGAUAUGAUGAUAGUGAAUUGAAUUGGAUUCGAGGGAAUGUUUGAGUAGCA
Molecule: messenger RNA, 1086 nt
Organism: Salvia splendens (bonfire salvia)
Lineage: Eukaryota; Viridiplantae; Streptophyta; Magnoliopsida; Lamiales; Lamiaceae
Product: glutathione S-transferase DHAR3, chloroplastic
Exons: 6
Coding region: 92-898 (268 amino acids)
Biological process (GO): ascorbate glutathione cycle; cellular oxidant detoxification; protein glutathionylation
Molecular function (GO): glutathione dehydrogenase (ascorbate) activity
Source: RefSeq, a predicted model, not a curated record